This is a messenger RNA of Paramuricea clavata, 731 nucleotides long. The record is from the annotation of a GenBank genome assembly. NCBI's taxonomy places the organism in Eukaryota, Metazoa, Cnidaria, Anthozoa, Malacalcyonacea, Plexauridae.
AUGGUUGAGCCACAAGCGGAAGUCCAAGCGCCACAAAUGGCCCAGACGCCACAAAUAUUUAUAGCGCCAUCGAAUUUGCCACCGACAAAAUCGCUUAUAUUCGACGAUAACUUGGCAACUACAUGGGAGUCUUGGAAGAAAUCAUGGACACGGUACGAGAUUGCAACAGGUGUACAAAAACAAGAAGGUAUUGUCAGAGUAUCAACCUUGUUAAGAGCAAUCGGCGAGGGCGGUGUUAAGGCAUAUGACACUUUUACUUGGGGCGAAGAUGAAAAUCAAAAUGAUGUUGAUAUUGUACUUAAAAAAUUUGAUGAAUAUUGUUCACAGAGAACUCAAAUAAUGUAUGAACGAUACCGUUUCAACAAUAGAAACCAGGUACCUGGAGAAAACAUCGCAACCUACCUAACAGAACUGAGAACAAUCGCCAGAAAUUGUGCACAUGACUCGAUUACACCAGACGAAAUUUUACGGGAUCGUCUUGUUUUAGGCAUUCGUGAUGACCACGUCCGAGAACGUUUAUUGAGGCUAAACGAUCUUACGUUACAGAAGGCAGUCGACACUAUCAAAGCCGCGGAACAAACACAGCAGCAAGUCAAGCUCAUGAGCAUCGGAGAAGAUUUUGUAAACACGCUAAGGAGAACACAACCAGAAGACGCCGGUAUUGAAAGUAAACAAUAUCGAAAGACAAAACCGCCGAGAUAUUCAAUGCGAAACCGCCAGCAGGAAGGAUU